Molecule: messenger RNA, 3992 nt
Organism: Toxorhynchites rutilus septentrionalis
Lineage: Eukaryota; Metazoa; Arthropoda; Insecta; Diptera; Culicidae
Exons: 4
Coding region: 201-3992 (1263 amino acids)
Biological process (GO): DNA integration
Molecular function (GO): zinc ion binding; nucleic acid binding
Source: RefSeq, a predicted model, not a curated record
AUUUGGACAGCAACAGUUAACAACGUGUUUUACUUUCUCUCCAACGGUCUUCGUUACUACAUUUGGCGACGAGAAUUAAAAUGGCGAAUUCAUUAGAUAUGAUCCGUUCUCUCGGUUUGCAAUUGUAAGCUUUCGAUUAUGCUACCCAUACCGACGACGUUGGUAUCGAGUGGCGUAAAUGGUUGAAGUCGUUUGAAACGAUGGCACGAGCGAGCCGAAUCAGCGACGACGAGUGGCAGAAGGAUUUGUUGCUUCAUUACGCAGGGCCGAGCGUUCAGCAGCUGUUCGAUACGUUGCCAGACUUGCCGGGCGAUGACAUGCGAGGCCCAUUGAUGAACGUAAACAAUUAUACACCGAAUAUGACGUGCUACGAAGAGGCGGUUUUAAAGCUGAAUGCAUUUUUUCUUCCAAAAGAAAACUCGACAUACGAACGGCAUUUACUACGUCAGAUGAAACAGAAGACUGACGAAAGUAUCGAUGCAUUCACAGUUAGAUUGCGUGUUCAGGCCGAACGGUGUGGCUUUGGCGAUAGAAUCGAGGAAAACGUUAAGGAUCAAAUAAUUGAGAAUUGUCAAUCGGCCGCUCUGCGUAGGGAGCUACUUAAACGGGGUGAUGCUGACUUGCAGGAAGUUUUGAGAAUAGCCAAAAUUUUCGAGACAGUGGCCGUUCAAGAAAAAUCUUUCACUAGAGAAGCUAUAAAGCCCCAGAUUAUUGAAGUCAACAGAGUUCAAGUGAAUUCAUCCUAUGUUCAAAAAAAUCGCCCAAUGGAAUCAGCGCAAGAAGAAUGCCAUCGAUGCGGAUACUUUGGACACAUGGCACGGGAUGAAAAGUGUCCCGCGAAGGGAAAAUCAUGCAAUAAGUGUAAUGGUCGUGAUCACUUCGCGAAAAAGUGCCGCAAACGAAAGCAUCAAAUGCCAGCCGUUGCCAAGCGUGAUGAUAUCUCGAAGGUGGUUCGCACAAGUCAUGAGGUCCGGAAUCAAGGUUCCAGUACUGUACACCAGAUUGUUGAUACCGACACUGAAUAUGUAUUCAACGUGACGACCACCGACAACGAUGGCGAAAUACAAUGUGAAAUAGGAGGUGUUACCAUUUCGGCUGUAAUUGAUUCAGGGUCGAAAUAUAAUCUACUGAGUGAAAUCAUUUGGCAGCAGAUGAAGUCCAAAAAGGUGGUUGUGAGUAAUCAAACACGAGAGGUGUCAAAGAUUUUCAAAGUUUAUGGCGGACAGGAAUUAGUGGUACUCGGUGCAUUCACUGCAACCAUCAAAGUGGGUGAACGAAUCACAUCGGCUAAGUUUUAUGUUGUAAAAGGAAAUGGAAAGAUUCUGAUUGGUCGCGAUACAGCAACGGUUAUGGGAAUCUUGGAGAUAGACGCUGCGGUUAAUGAGAUUAACGCGGAAGACAAAGCUAGUCCUUUGGGAACCAUAAAGGACGUUGUCAUCGACAUUCUCAUCAUGACAGAUGUUGUUCCAGUCAUCCAGCCAUAUCGACGCAUUCCUGUUGCAUUGGAAAAGCUAGUGGACAAAAAACUUGAUGAAUUGCUGAACAAAGGAGUUAUCGAAAAGGUGAAUGAACCUUCCAAAUGGGUGUCUCCGGUUGUCGUCGUGCCCAAAGGAGACGACGUGCGCAUAUGCGUGGACAUGCGACGGGCUAAUGAAGCGGUGCAAAGGGAGAAUCACCCAUUGCCGACGAUUGAGGAUUUUCUUCCGGAUCUCGCAAAGGCAAAAGUUUUUUCAAGGCUCGACGUAGAAAACGCUUUUCAUCAGGUGGAAAUAUCUCAGAGAUCCAGAGAAAUAACAACAUUUAUCACACGCAGAGGUUUGUACAGGUAUACUCGCCUAAUGUUUGGCAUCAGUUGUGCCCCCGAGCUAUUCCAGAAGAUUAUGGAACAAGUGUUGAGUGGGUGCGAGGGUUGCAUAAACUUCAUCGACGAUGUAAUCGUACACGGAUCUGAUAGACAGGAACACGAUAUACGUUUGGAAAAGGUACGUCGUAAAUUAGAAGAAAUGAAUGUGAAGCUCAAUGAUGCUAAAUGUUUGUACGGAGUAUCUAAGCUGAAUUUUUUGGGGCAUAUUUUGUCUUCGAAUGGAAUUAGACCCGCUACAGAUAAGCUGGAAUCAAUCCGUAACUUUAGAGAACCUUGUUCCAAGAAAGAAACUCGAAGUUUCUUGGGCUUAGUCAAUUAUGUGGGCAAGUUUAUACCGAAUUUAGCGACCUUGACUGAUCCUCUUCGGCAAUUGACUAAGCAACAUAAAUUCAUUUGGAAACGGGAGCAUCAGAUAGCCUUUGAUAAUCUGAAACUUUCCAUGGUAAAUCCUGCAACUUUGGGUUACUUUGACGUUGAUGAUCGCACUCAACUGAUUGCUGACGCAAGCCCUGUUGGUCUUGGGGCCGUUCUCAUCCAGAUUAACAACCGAGGUCCAAGAAUUAUCUCAUAUGCCAGCCGUAGUUUGACAGACGUUGAAAAGCGAUAUGCUCAAAUAGAGAAAGAAGCCCUCGCAUUAGUCUGGGCCGUCGAGCGGUUUCACUACUAUUUAUAUGGUCGUUCGUUUGAAUUGAUCACAGACCAUAAACCAUUGGAAACGAUAUUCGGACCACGAUCGAAACCCUGCGCGAGAAUUGAGAGGUGGCUGGUCCGAUUGCAGGCGUAUAAAAUAACAGUCAUUUAUCGGCCAGGCAAAUCUAACAUAGCUGACCCCCUAUCACGGUUGGCGGUAACAUCUAAAGUGGACGGUAAGGCUCUGGAUGAGUAUACGGAACAUUACGUACAUUGGGUGGCUUCGAAUGCUGCUCCAGUUGCUUUGAAAAUGACCGAUAUUGAGCGAAAGUCGGAAAUGGAUAUCUCAAUCGGAGCUGUCAGGACUGCUCUGCAAGAGGGCGUAUGGAGUGAUGACGCAGCUCCUUUCAAAGUAUUCGAGAAUGAGCUAUGCUUCGCUGGAAAAAUAUUAUUGCGUGGAACACGAAUUGUUAUGCCGCAGAGCUUGAGAAAGCGAACACUUGACCUGGCGCAUGAGGGUCAUCCGGGCAUCUCAUUAAUGAAGCAACGACUGCGAGCAAAGGUAUGGUGGCCUAAGCUAGAUGCACAAGUUGAAGCAUACGUCAAAAACUGCCGAGGAUGUAUACUAGUGUCGGCCCCUCCUGCUCCUGAACCGAUGAAGCGUAGAGAGCUCCCAUCUGCGCCCUGGCAACACUUGGCCAUUGAUUAUUUCGGCCCACUACCAUCAGGUCAUUAUUUGUUGGUAGUGGUUGAUUAUUUCAGCCGUUAUAUUGAAGUUGAGGCUAUGAAGAAAACAGAUUCUGCUGAGACCAUCAAGCGAUUGGAUCCGAUAUUUGCUCGCUUCGGCAAUCCAUUUUCCAUCACAGCAGACAACGGUCGACAAUUUAUCAGCGAGGAGUUUGAAGGUUAUUGUGUUUCAAAAGGCAUCAAGUUAAUCCAUACAACUCCAUAUUGGCCACAACAAAACGGUGAAGUGGAGCGCCAAAACCGAUCUAUUUUGAAGAGACUUACGAUUAGCCAGGCAACCAAUGUAGAUUGGGAAGUGGAACUAAAUAAGUAUUUAUUGAUGUAUCGAUCCACCCCACACUCUACAACCGGGAAAACACCAUCGGAAAUGCUUCUGGGUUACAAUAUCCGUGAUAAGGUUCCAUCGAUCCAUCAACCGAAGGAAGUUGAUGAGGAAGUUGUUGAUAGGGAUAAGGAGGAGAAAGAUAAGGGGAAAUCAUAUGCCGAUGAGCGACGUAAUGCAAGACCGAAUCAAAUUGCUGAAGGAGAUGCUGUACUGUUGAAAAGGAUGACGAAGGCUAACAAACUGUCAUCGAACUUUGAUCCUGAAGUAUUUAGAGUGGUCAAAAGGAAAGGCGGAGAUGUUGUGGUGGCUUCAGAAGAGUCUGGAGUCGAAUAUCGCAGCAUCAUCAGCACCAACCCCAUCAUCAUCUUCAUCGACAACAGCAGGUCACAGCAACGGAAAACGGACAAGGACAUAUACAAGUUUUGA